Acanthopagrus latus (yellowfin seabream) is the source of this 4283-nucleotide messenger RNA. Its product is annotated as solute carrier family 22 member 13. Gene Ontology annotation, biological process: transmembrane transport. Gene Ontology annotation, cellular component: membrane. Lineage: Eukaryota; Metazoa; Chordata; Actinopteri; Spariformes; Sparidae. Gene Ontology annotation, molecular function: transmembrane transporter activity. The coding region runs from base 813 to 2441 and encodes 542 amino acids. The transcript is spliced from 10 exons. The record is from RefSeq and is a predicted model, not a curated record.
CAUCAGUCAGGGGGAGUAAUUCGAUGUCCCAGCAGCAGAGGGCAGCAGAGGGCCUGUGAGGACACCAGGCGCGGUGCUUGUUGUUCACGCUCAGCAGAGAUUGUUUUUCAUGUACACACACCACAACAAUGGGCUGUUAUUGUCCAACAUGACGAAUGGCUGCACGUGUCACUGAUGCGCACAUGAUUCCCCGAAAGAAAAGGACGCGCCGUCGCACCUCCAGCCUCCUCCUCCAGUGCGAGGGUGUGUCGUAACACUGGAGCGUAUUUUAUGGGAUUUUGUAACGAGGCUGUGGCCCUGCCCUGUAAGUGAUACACACCUCACACCAGCGCGCUCUCAGCUGCUGGCGGGCUUCUCCAAGGGGAGCAGAGGAGGAUGCAUGGCUUCGUAACACUGUGACCACUGCAGGAGGCGCGGACACGUUUGCGUUUAGUUGUUGGCGCGUCGAGCUGAUGUAGGCGCUCGUCCGCUGUCCAGUUGGAUCUUCGGGAUCAGAGUUUGGAGCCUUUCAUUGACCUGUGUGAACCUCAACCUGCUGGCGACAGAUGCCUGUGUAGCAGGUUAUAACAGCUCAUGCAUUCCUCGUGUCAUUUCAGCAGUGCUAAAGUUAGGACAGGACUGCAGGCUGCAGCUGGACGGACUGUGUCGCCUGUUUGAUUUACUUCACUUCCUGAGCAACAACACAGCUCAUCACCGCCUGCUUUUAUUGGCCGCUGCAUGUUUACUGCUCAGCCUCCCGACUCCAUCUCACGGCCGAUCACCUGGAGCAUAAAGGCACAACACAAUCUCCACAUUGACCUAAAUUUCCCGAGAUGAAUUUCGACCAGGUCCUCUCUGCCAUCGGGGGCUUCGGCAGAUAUCAGAAGAUUCUGUACAUAUGGAUCUGUUUACCAAAUGUCCUCCUCGCCUUCCACAUGAUGGUGAGUAUCUUCACCGGAGCCACGCCGCCCUUCCACUGCCGGGACAGCUCGAGCCCAGGAGCCGGGAAUCAGUCCUCCUUCCCCGGGACGCUCAGCCAGAACUGGAGCGCCUCCUCGGACUCCUCCUGCUUCUCCUCUGGCGUCCUGCUGCAGGACAACCGGACCGAGCGCGUCCCGUGUGGCCAGGGAUGGGUGUACAGCACGGAGACCUUCCAGAGCACAGUAGUCACAGAGUGGGACCUGGUGUGCGACAAAGCCGGACUGAACAGUCUCAGUUCGUCUAUCUACAUGUUCGGCCUGUUGGUGGGAUCUGUGGUGUUCGGAGCCAUGGCUGAUAGGUACGGCAGGCGCUUCAUCCUGCUGCUGUCCAUCGCUCUUCAGACUGUGUUUGGAGUCGCUGUGGCCUUUGCACCCAACUUCCCCGUCUAUGUGAUCCUUCGCUUUUUAGUGGGCACCACGAUAUCCGGAGUCAUCAUCAAUGCCUUUGUACUCGGCACUGAGUGGACGUGCACCAAGAAGCGCAUGCUAGCCGGCAUCACUACCGACUAUGCAUUUGGUCUGGGCUACAUGCUGCUAGCCGGCAUAGCAUACUUGAUACGAGACUGGAGAAAGCUGCAGCUCGCUAUAUCAGCCCCGGGCUUCCUGCUCAUCUUCUAUAUAUGGGUGCUUCCUCAGUCUGCCAGAUGGUUGUUGGCCAACAACAGAAGUGAGGAAGCCAUCGCACUCCUCCGCAAGGCAGCGCUUGUCAACGGCCGGGUCUUACCUCCUGCUGUACAAGUGGAGAAGAUUUUAGGCGGAGGGAAGCAGAGUCAUUCAGCGGUGGAUCUCAUACGAACUCCUCAGAUGAGGAAGAGGGCCCUCAUCUUGUUCUACAUCUGGUUUGUGAAUGUGCUGGUGUAUUACGGCCUCUCAUUGGGUGUAUCCAGGUUGGGGACAGACCUCUACUUGACUCAGUUUGUGUUUGGGUUGAUCGAGGUCCCAGCUCGAUCUCUCGUCCUGUUCGUUCUGCCCUUUAGUCGCAGAUUCUCCCAAAGUGGAUUUCUGGCUGUUGGAGGGCUCGCCUGUCUGCUCAUGCUCGUUGUCCCUGAAGAUCAGUCCAAUGUCCUGGCUGGUCUUGCCAUGGUAGGGAAGUUCGGUAUAACAGCUUCCUUUGCUGUAAUCUAUGUGUACACUGCAGAGAUAUUCCCCACUGUGCUUCGGCAAACAGGAAUUGGUGCAUCCUGUAUGUUUGCAAGGAUGGGUGGGGUGUUAGCACCCUUAAUAAACAUGCUUCACAACCACAGCCCUGCUACACCCCUGCUCAUCUUCGGUGCCUCCCCGCUGCUGGGUGCUGUCCUCACCCUGGCACUGCCUGAAACUGCUGACAGACCUCUUCCUGACACAGUGGAGGAUGCAGAGAACUGGGACAUGAGCCCGUCUCCCAGCCCUGAGAAGAAGAACCCUGAGAUGUCUGAGGAUUUCAGCCAGUCAGCCAGCAGCACAGAUGAGCAGGAGCUACGGCAUCUAGCAAACCAGGCUUAAGUGUGUAUAAAAUGAUACACACACUCCAUGAUCGCAUAUUAUACAGUCUCAAAUCUGUUACCAGACAUAGUACUGAACAUAACAUCCUCUAUGCAAUUAUAUGUCAGGAUCUGAUUGAGAGCUCUAUGCAAGAAAGCCAAACAUAUUUUACCACCAAACCAGCAUGCAGGUGUGCAUGCACACACGCACACAAUGCAGGCAUUCAUAUAUGCUGCCAGGGCAACUCAACAGCCUACUGUUUCACCAGCUGCAGGUAAACACCCGAGGAAGGAGUAAAGGAAUAAAUAGUUGCCUUUUGCAAUCUUGUACAUUUCGCAAAUGUUUACACAUUUCUCACAGUUUUGAAAAGUGGUUUUAUAUAUAUAUAUAUAUAUAUAUAUAUAUAUAUAUAUAUAUAUAUAUAUAUAUAUAUAUAUACAUAUCUUACACACAUAUUGCAAAAUGCAUUUGUAUAUAUUCAUAAAUCUACAGGCAUCAUCUCAGAUCUGUGCUGAUUUGACGAAUCAGAUUGGGCAGGAAGACUUUAACAGGCUGCCAUUGCCUCUCUAAUGCAGUACUCAUACGUCCCAUUGUGCUGCUACUGUUACCACAUCAUAUUUUUAAGGACUGGAUUUUUUUAAAGGAUUUAUUACAUGUGGUGCAUUUAGUAAAAGCACAGUUUUUUUUUUUUUUAUAAAAGUGAAUCAUGUCUGUGGAAGUAUAUCUUUGUUGUGACUCUGUCACUUUUACACAUCUAAGUGUGUUUACAGGUCUUGGGGACUACCACUGCAUAUGUGGGAAAAAAAGUAGAUUUAAGUCUUUUAUGGCUGAGGAAGCUGCAAAAACAAGAAUGUGUAAAGUAUAAAGAAUAAAAAAGGCAUUAUCUCUGUGUUGAGUUCAGAAAUUAGUUUUUUAACAGUCCAGAAUGACUCGCACUGAAAAUCGCACUGUUUGAAGACCUGACGCCUACAUUUUACCCACAACGCACCUAAGUCGCUAAUGACACCAUCAUUCUUAUAUUGUACCCCUUAUGUACCUGUAAACAUGAUUUAAUGUGUAAAAUUGGUGGAGUUACCCUUUAAUGCUGUAUUGAACAAGCAUCUGACUCGUUUUCUGUGUUCUCGUACUCAAGCCAAGAGAAAUGAAAACUAGCUGAGUGAAACUGCAUGCACCAGUUACUUGUACCCAAUGUAGCCUUUUAUUAUUGUAGUUCUUUUGUAGUUUUGUAUGGACAAUGUGACUUUGAUCAGCAUGUGAAGAAAAAAUUUGAUUUUAGUAUUUUUUGCUGAGGUUUGUUCACUUUUUGUUAUCUUGAAUCAUACUCCGAUGUAAAAUGACUUGCUAUGAUGACUUGGAUCUGUGAAAUAUUUAGUACAUUUGACAUUUUUAUAAGGGCUGUUACUGUUAUAUGACUUAGUGCUACACAACUAAGGCAUGGAUCACAAGCACCAGUCAUGUUAUAUGCUAUGUUACUCAGGCAAAAAUAAUUUGAUUAUUCAAAAUCUAUUAUUCCUGUAGCAAAUAAAUGUUAGGUCAGUUUGCUUUGAAUGUGUAAAAUGUACAUGUAGGGGGGAUAACCUGUAACCCCACUGCUUGGGUUUUGAAAGCAUGUCUUACUGCUGCCCAGCAUGAGCAUGAGUUUGUUAGGUCAACGAGGAAUGUCGUAGAAGCCAAAUAAUGGGCAACUUUCCAAUUUUCUUUAUUGUUUUUGAUUCCGGCUCAGUGCAUUUUAAUGCAACAAAUCACAACACUGAAGAACAAGUGAAAAUGUGUCACAAAAACAACUUUGUAAAAACUGAAAUGAAGGCACUGUAGCUGUGACCCACCAGCAAUAAACCUGUUCCAACCAUGUCUGAAAACAAA